AUGUCUCUCCGAUCUACCAUUAUGGCUGCGGCAACCAUGAUUGCCGCCGUCAACUCACACAUGAUCAUGAAGCACCCUGUACCAUUCAGUGUUGACAAGCUCGACAACUCACCGAUUUCUGCUUCCCAGUUUCCUUGCAAGUCCAACAUUGGCUUCACUGUCUCUGAGAUGAACCAGAUGGCUGUAGGAGAGGAGCAGGAGCUUAGCUUUACAGGAAGUGCUGUUCAUGGAGGAGGCUCAUGCCAGCUCAGCGUAACAAUGGAUACCGAGCCAACAAAGGACUCAGUUUUCAAGGUUAUCAAGUCCAUCGAAGGUGGAUGCCCAGGUAUCUCAGAGGCUGAGACGUUCAAGUUCCAACUUCCUGACAGCAUCCCCAACGGCAAGGCUACAUUCGCCUGGACUUGGUUUGCGAAGCUCAGCGGUGGCCCAGAGAUGUACAUGAACUGUGCACCUAUCGAGGUCACUGGUGGUGCUAGCGACAAGUCCAAGUUUGACGCACUUCCUGACAUGCUUGUUGCCAACCUCGCUGGAGCCACCACCUGCAAGCAGGAGGUCAGCAAAGUUCUGAAGUUCCCCAACCCUGGAUCUGUCCUCGAAACGGGUGGAGACGCGGCUGAUAUUCUCGAUCCUACUGGUGACUGUGGAUCUACUGGUACUACCCCCUCUGAUCCUUCUCAGCCCUCUUCCCCUGCUGGUGGAGCGCCCUCCUCCGCUCCCUCUGCUCCUGCUGGUGGCGCUCCCUCUGCUCCCUCUCCUCCCGUUGCUGGCCAGCCUUCUGUCGCUCCCACCUCUGCAGUUGGAGGCCAGCCCACUGUUGCCCCAACUCCCCCAUCUGGUGCCGCCCCAUCACCUCCAUCUGGCAGCAAGCCCUCCGCCGCACCCCUCCCUCCCAACGGUGGCGGUGUCUUCGCCCCCGGAGCCUCUAGCGGCUCUCCCGCCGGUCCUACCGCCCCAGCUCGCCCCUCAACCUCCACCACCCUCGUCACCGUCACCGCAACCCCCACUCCCCCUGUCCGCCCUACUCCUUCUGCAGGCACCGGUUCUCCCGCUACCCCCACCACUCCUUCUACUCCUGGUGGUGGCUCAGGUGCUCCCUCCACCCCUGGCGGCGGCUCAUCCGCCUGCUCCGAAAACGGUACCAUCGUGUGCAACGGCGCUACUCAGUUUGGUAUUUGCAACAAUGGCAAGCUUGUCUGGCAGGAGGUUGCGGCUGGUACUACCUGUGCUAAUGGCAGCAUCACCAAGAGGGGCUACAAUGGACGUAUUGUACGCUCGCACUUGAUGAGCCGUCGGGUUGGUCACUACUAG
This is a messenger RNA of Bipolaris oryzae ATCC 44560, 1308 nucleotides long. Its product is annotated as lytic polysaccharide monooxygenase. The transcript has a single exon. The record is from RefSeq and is a predicted model, not a curated record. NCBI's taxonomy places the organism in Eukaryota, Fungi, Ascomycota, Dothideomycetes, Pleosporales, Pleosporaceae. Bases 1 to 1308 code for a protein of 435 amino acids.